AUGGUCAACGCACUUUUGGCAGCUGCCUUCCCCACCAAGGAUGGCAAAGUCUUGCAGGCAGGCGAUCUUGUGAAGAACUUCGACUUCAGUAAGAUGAACGUGAAAGAAGACACCAAGCAGGACUUUCUCAACUGCGCCCUUGCUCCCUCGUUCAAAAAGCUUUCAUCUGCUGAAAUCCAAGCACUCGAUGAUGAGAUGAAGAUUAUGAUCACCGGCCUUACUAAGCAGCUCGGGAAGCUGUCUCCUAACGACCGCACCUGGGAUGCCAUUGUAUCUCUUUGCGCCCAGAGUCCUUUCCUCGCACCCUUGGAUGACGGGAUCGCAAGGACUGACAGUCUCGUCAAGAACUCGUCUAGCGCUUUCAAGACCGACGGCUCUCCUGACUCGGGCAUUGUGAAAGAGGUCACUGCUUGGUUUAAGAAACUAAUCCAAGACGAGGAUGUCCUUAACAGCACAAAGAUUGAUAUUAAUGUUCUCGGUCGAAUCGUUGCUCAGUCUGGUGCAACCGUCGAUUCUUUUGAGUCUUUCUUCCAUAAGACUGAGGAGCAUACAAAGACUGUCAUUGAUAUUGGAGUUCUACGAUAUCCCGAUAUCGAUAACCCAUACUUCAAGAUCUACCGAAUCAAGUUGACCGCCUGGUCCAAAUCUACCCGUACACUCGCCUGGCAGGAGGAUCGUAACGGCAUUCAGGGAGAGUUCAAUGUGAGGAAGUACAAGCCUCGAUCUAGCGUGAUUAACAACCUCACGGACGCGGCUAAGGCUGGAGCUACAAAGCAAGCAGCAGACAUUCUCGGAGAUUUGUAG
This is a messenger RNA of Fusarium fujikuroi IMI 58289, 804 nucleotides long. RefSeq lists its product as uncharacterized. The record is from RefSeq and is a predicted model, not a curated record. The coding region runs from base 1 to 804 and encodes 267 amino acids. NCBI's taxonomy places the organism in Eukaryota, Fungi, Ascomycota, Sordariomycetes, Hypocreales, Nectriaceae. The transcript is spliced from 5 exons.